This is a messenger RNA of Pseudophryne corroboree (corroboree frog), 4952 nucleotides long. RefSeq names its product lysine demethylase 2A (gene KDM2A). Gene Ontology annotation, molecular function: histone demethylase activity; DNA binding; protein binding. Gene Ontology annotation, biological process: protein demethylation; regulation of transcription by RNA polymerase II. The coding region runs from base 510 to 3971 and encodes 1153 amino acids. The record is from RefSeq and is a predicted model, not a curated record. NCBI's taxonomy places the organism in Eukaryota, Metazoa, Chordata, Amphibia, Anura, Myobatrachidae. The transcript is spliced from 21 exons.
UCCUUUUUCCUAUUGGCCGGCAACCCUCGAAGCUCCGGGCGUGGCUCCCCUGCCUGCCCCUAUCGCCGUCAGCCGUGCCCGGCCGCAGCCAAUCAGUGCGCUGCCCAGCGCCGUCCCCCCUUCCAGUCACCGGCGGCCGGCCCCGCCUGCACAACAACUCCGCCCGCGUCACUUCUGGUUCGGUCCAAAAUGGCGUCCGCAGCGUCCGUCGCCCUGCUCCCUCCGGAGUGCAGCUGAGGCACGGACUUCCUGCGGGAGGGGGGCUGCGUGACGUCACUUGCGCGACACAGUGACAUCACCGAAGCGGAAAGGGGGCGGGGGCCGAGUUCGCGAAGCUGAUUAUUAUCUUUUUUUUAUUUUAUUUAUCUGACAUAUUGUUCUAUCGCCGGCAGCAAAGCCUGAGGAGGAAUGGGGGUUCCAGCGCUGGGGUGAGUGGUAACUGAGUCUCUGAAUAUUGCAGUGGAAAGACUUGUGUUCUCACCACUGUGCGGUGGAGGAGCUUGAGAGAGAUGGACGACGAGCAAGUGCGUUACAGCCGUAGACUGAGGCGCACGCUCCGUAGGAAAUACGAAGAUGAUGGCAUUUCUGAUGAGGAGAUUGAGGGCAAGCGAACAUUUGACUUGGAGGAGAAGCUGCGCAGCCCCAAGUACAACUCCAACUUCGUUAUCUACAUGGAGGGCAAAGACUUCAACAUGCGAUACAUCCAACAGGGCGGACUCAGGGACCCGCUGAUAUUCCCCAGCUGUGAAGGGCUUGGAAUCAGAAUGCCAGACCCUAGCUUCACCGUGAGUGAUGUGAAGAUGUUUGUAGGGAGCAGGCGCAUUGUGGAUGUCAUGGAUGUGGGAACGCAACGGGGCAUCGAGAUGACGAUGGCACAGUGGGCAAAAUAUUAUGAAACCCCUGAAGAAGAGAGGGAGAAGCUGUACAAUGUGAUAAGCCUGGAAUUCAGCCACACCAAGCUGGAGAAUCUGGUGCAAAGGCCAGCUACGGUGGAUCAGAUAGACUGGGUUGACAACAUCUGGCCUAGACACUUGAAGGACAGGCAGACUGAAUCCACAAAUGUCAUUCAGGAGAUGCAAUACCCCAAGGUGCAGAAGUACUGCCUGAUGAGUGUACGGGGCUGUUACACUGAUUUCCAUGUGGACUUCGGUGGCACAUCUGUAUGGUACCACAUUCUCCGAGGAGGCAAGGUCUUCUGGCUGAUACCUCCUACGGACCAGAACCUGGAGAUGUAUGAGAACUGGCUGCUGUCAGGGAAACAAGGGGACAUCUUCCUUGGAGACAGGGUGACAGACUGUCAGCGGGUGGAAUUAAAGCAAGGCUACACAUUUGUCAUCCCUUCAGGAUGGAUCCAUGCUGUGUACACUCCUCAGGACACUCUCGUUUUUGGAGGGAAUUUUCUGCAUAGUUUCAACAUCCCAAUGCAGCUACGCAUCUAUAGCAUUGAAGAUAGGACGAGAGUUCCUACAAAGUUUCGCUAUCCAUUUUACUAUGAGAUGUGCUGGUAUGUGUUGGAGCGAUAUGUUUAUUGUAUGACAAGACGCUCUCAUCUCACGAAGGACUACCAGAGGGAAUCGCUGAGCAUAGAUUUGGAGCUGAAUGGUCGCAGGAGACCAGACACUCCAUCUUCCUCUUCGUCCUCUUCGUCCUCCUCUUCAUCUUCCUCACCCACUUCUUCUUCAUCAUCUGAAUAUGACGACUCGUCUGAUCAAGACUGGGAGGAAGAAGAAGGAAUAAGGAAAAGGGAGAGGGAUCGCAGGAAAGUGGAGAGAGAGCUACAGAGAAGGCGAGAUCGGGAACUACGACAGAGGGAGCGGCAGCAGAGGGCACAAGCUCUGCAUCAGCGCACAGAGAGGCUAAUUAUGUCUAGCCUCCCUGCAGCACACCAGCCUCUCACUCCGCCUCCUUCUCUGCCACUGCCCACUCCUCCCUCGCCUCCCACAAUGCCGCAGUGUCUGACAUGGUUUGAGGUUGAAGGCUUACAUUGCCUUGUAAAGAAGCUUGAAUCCCUUCCUCCACACAAGAAGUGCCUGCCUGAUGGCAUUGAAGACCCAGACGCUCUGAUCUUGGACAUCAAGAAGCUACUGGAGGAACACGCACACGACCCACCUGAACUUGCACUUAGCGGAGUCCCCAUCGUUCAGUGGCCCAAGAGACAGCAGUACAAAGUUCACCUCCGGCCCAAGAUCCAGUUCACCAAACCUCACAUGAUGCGGCCGGCAGCCCGUCACGCCUCUUCUGCUCCUCGGCCCUCUUCUGCCACCAUUUCUGGUCACUCUGCCUCCUCCGGUGCACGGAGACGGCGGGUCAGGUGCCGGAAGUGUCAGGCAUGUCUCCAGAGAGAGUGUGGAACUUGCCACUAUUGCAAAGAUAUGAAGAAAUUUGGGGGUCCAGGCCGGAUGAAGCAAUCCUGCAUGCAGAGGCAGUGCCUUGCGCCCAGAUUGCCCCACUCUGUGACCUGUGCCGUGUGUGGGGAGGUGGAUCAGACCAAUGAUUCCCAGGACUUUGAACAGAAGCUAAUGGAGUGCUCGCGGUGCAACGAGAUUGUGCAUCCUGGCUGCCUUGCAAUGGACGGUGAAGGGCUGCUGAGUGACGAGCUCCCGAACUACUGGGAGUGCCCGAAGUGCUACGAGGGGCAGAAGCACAUGAAACGGAAGGCUGUGGAUAACGGUGAGUUCGACCCCCACUUCGCAGCCAAAGUUUUACGACCACCUCUGGGCCAGAGUCCCCCUUCACCACCACUUCUCCUCCUUCCACCUUCACCAUCUUCUGGUCCCCCCACGCCACCUGCAACCACACCACAAGUCACACAUGUGAGCAGGGAAGAAAGAGCCAAGAGGCGACAGAUGACCCGGGAGAAGGAAAAUCACCCGAGUGGACGAGAGCAGGCGGAGGAUGAUCGCAUCUGGCAUCGGGGCUCCUACCUCACUGUAACUCUCCAGCGACCCCCAAAAGAGCUCAGUUCCUCAUCUAUUGUCCCCAAACUGCAAGCCAUUACACCAAAUCCCAGGCAGUCUAUUCGCCAGCUUCCCCCUCAGCCACUUGACUAUGAUGAGGACGAGGAUGAAGAGGAUGACGACGACGAUGAAGAGGAUGAUGACGACGACGAUGAGGCAGAAAACGGCCUAAUGUCUGGACAGAGAAAGGAUCAGCUGUCUAUGCAGAAGGACAUUUGGUUAUCAGUCUUCCAGUACCUCGCAAGGAGGGAGCUGUGCAUUUGUAUGAGAGUCUGCAAGGCCUGGUAUAAGUGGGGUUGUGAUAGGCGCCUAUGGUCCAAGAUCGAUGUCAGCCGCUGCAAGUCUCUGGUGCCGCAGGCGCUAAGCGGGAUCAUUAAAAGGCAGCCUGUGCACCUUGACCUUAGCUGGACGAACGUAUCGAAGAAGCAGCUGACGUGGCUCGUUAACAGGUUGCCUGGUUUGAAAGACUUAAUCCUGGCAGGUUGCUCGUGGUCUGCCGUCUCUGCCCUCAGCAGUUCUAGCUGUCCCCUCCUGCGAACUCUGGAUUUGCGCUGGACCGUGGGAAUCAAAGAUGCACAGAUCAGAGACUUGCUGACACCAUCCUCUGACAAGCCAGGUCAUGACUCUCGCAGUAAGCUCCGCUUCUUAACAGACCUGCGGCUCUCUGGCCUGGAUAUUUCGGACGUCACGCUGAGGCUGAUUCUCCGACAUUGCCCUCUUCUGUCUAAGCUCGACCUCAGCCACUGCCCUCUGCUAUCUGAUCAGUCUGUCAACCUGCUUACGGCUGUGGGCUCCUGUACACGGGGCUCCCUCUCACACAUCCACUUGGCAGGUUGUAAAGGAGUAACAGACGAGUCCCUAUUGUACUUACGGCGAGCCUCCAAUUUAACACUUAUUGAUCUUCGUGGCUGCAAGCAAGUGUCACAUGGAGCAUGCGAGGGCUUCAUUUCGGACCUGUCUGUAAGCACCUUGUACUGUCUGUCAGACGACAAACUCAUCCAAAGGAUCAGCUAGAAGAGGGGGGUGUCUGCCGCAGGUGUGGUGCCGGAAGAGGCUGUGGUGUGGGAGGAAGCACACUGUCAAUCACUCCUCCUGCUCGGCGCCUCUCUCCGGCUUCCCCACCUCCCUCAUCCGAUAAAAACAAAGGAGCAAUAAUUGGCAACCCAAGAUCCUGCCCCAUCUGCCUGUGGUGGGGCAAUCUCCCGGUGCAAGGAAGUGGGCUAAAUCUGAAACGGGUAUUUAAACAGCUUUGGCAGCCCUGGUGGUUUUGGGCACCUUUUAGGACUGGAACAUUUAGACCUCUAGGACUGGGAUCUCCAUUGUCACAGAGUAAAUUUUUUUUUUUUUUUUUUUUGGUAAUUUAAAGCUUUAUUUUUCUUUUUGUCUCCUUAGUACAAUUAGCUCUCCACCAGACAGGUAAUGGAGAGGUCACUGAGGAGUGGGCGGGCAGCUCAGCUCUUUUUUUUGUUUUGUUUUUUGUUUUGUUUUUUCGUUUGUUUUUCUUUUGAACACAACAUCCUGUUUUGGUUAUUUUUUAAUGUCUUGCUCCUGUUUAGCAUUACAGUGUAUGAGUGUUCCACUGAGGUGUUUGGGCGCUUGAGUUACAGUGUGUGAUUGGGAGAGAGGAUGCUGGCUGCUUCAUGAUAAAUAGUCAGAGUUAAUAUUAUAUUUUUUUUAUUUUUAACUUAAAUUGGGGUUGUUGCUUUUGGCGCUCAGCUCCUCUCCCUAGAGAACAUAGAUGCAGAAGGGCACUCAUCAAUGCAUUAGUUCCACACACACACUGCGCAGCCAUUUGUGCAUAUAUACAUAAAUAUAUUAUAAAUAUAUACAUACGCCGGUGUCGUGCACACAGGAGGCAUGUGUGUCGGCGGUUCUAGUCCCUGUCCUGGGACUAGAUUGUAUAAAAAGAGCCUGGAUAAUAUUUUUCUCUGCGGAGGGCGGUCUCGCUUUCCCUUUGUUUCUUUUGCAAUUAAAAUCAAAAAUUCUGAUACAAAA